Molecule: messenger RNA, 528 nt
Organism: Microstroma glucosiphilum
Lineage: Eukaryota; Fungi; Basidiomycota; Exobasidiomycetes; Microstromatales; Microstromataceae
Product: thioredoxin-domain-containing protein
Exons: 1
Biological process (GO): response to endoplasmic reticulum stress
Cellular component (GO): endoplasmic reticulum lumen
Molecular function (GO): protein disulfide isomerase activity; protein-disulfide reductase activity
Source: RefSeq, a predicted model, not a curated record
GCUGCCCUCUUCCCACCCAACUCCGGCGUCCUGUCCCUCGACUACCGCUCCUUUCCCAGCAAAAUUCUUCAAGUGGAAAAGCCCGCCAUUGUAGCAUUCACAGCUCCCUGGUGUGGUCAUUGCCAACGUCUCACUCCCGAAUUCACAAAGGCAGCCAAGAAUCUCGAAGGCAUCGUUCAUUUUGCCAAUGUAGACUGCGACGAGGACAAGAACAAGCAGAUGUGUAGCCAAUAUGAGGUCAAGGGCUUCCCUACCAUUCUUGUCUUCCCCGCUACCAAGAGGAGGAUACCAAAGACUUAUCAGGGUGAGAGGGUCGCAAAGGCUCUCGUAGAAUAUGCAGUCUCAACUCUGCCUCAUUCGGUCAAGAAGCUCAAGGCAGAGGAGCUGCCGGCGUGGGUUCAAGGCAUUGGACCCAUUACUGCUGAUGGCACUCCCGAUACCAAGGGCAUCAAUGGGCGAGGCAAGGUCCUGCUUCUGAGCAACAAACCUACCUCUUCGCCACUCUACAAGUCUCUGGCUCUGGACUUC